GGGUGCGGCCUGGGCACGCGCACACACACGGUCACGCGCCUAGCAGAGUUUUAUCCGAGUGGGAUUCCGCCUCUUCUCGCCUGAUUCGGUCCUUCCCCUCCUCUCUUCUCCAGCGGCCGGUUGUAUUUCUCCUCUUCGCCUGACGGCUGUUACUCGGCGAUCUUCUUCUUCCGCACAACAAAUACCCAGAACCGACAAAAUGGCCGCCAGAGGAACCGUUAAACCCAGUCAGAACUUCAAUGCCACUCAAGAUGCCGAGGUUCUGUACAAGGCCAUGAAAGGGAUUGGGACCGAUGAGGACGCCAUCUUGCAGUUGUUGGUGGCUCGCAGCAACGCCCAGAGGCAGCAGAUCAAGGUCGCCUACAAAACUCAAUUUGGAAAGGAUCUGGUAGACACCCUGAAGGGAGAGCUGGGCGGUAAAUUCGAGACCCUGAUCGUGGGACUGAUGGCCGCGCCCCUCGCUUAUGACGUGUCGGCGCUCCGCAACGCCAUCAAGGGAGCAGGAACCGACGAGAAGGUCCUCGUGGAGAUCCUCGCCUCCAGAACCCCUCAGCAGGUGAAGGAAAUCGUUGCUGCUUAUAGAAAAGAGUAUGAUGACGACCUGGAGGAAGAUAUAUCUGGUGACACUUCAGGCCAUUUCAAGAGACUCUUGGUUAUUCUGCUGCAGGGGAACAGGCAGAGUGGCGUCCAGGGGGGAAACGUCGAGGCCGACGCUCAGGUCCUCUUCAAGGCCGGGGAGCAGAAGUUCGGCACCGACGAGCAAACGUUUGUCACCAUCCUGGGAAACCGCAGUGCGGAGCAUCUUAGGAAAGUAUUUGAUGCCUACAUGAAGUUGGCCGGAUUCGAGAUGGAGGAGAGCAUCAAGAGAGAAACAUCCGGAGGCCUGAGGGACCUGCUUCUGGCCGUCGUGAAGUGUGCCAGGAGCGUUCCAACCUAUUUUGCUGAGACUCUGUACUACGCAAUGAAGGGGGCAGGAACCGAUGAUGACACCCUGAUCAGAGUGAUGGUGACGCGCAGUGAGGUGGACCUGUUCGACGUCAGAACUGAGUUCAGGAAAUUGUUUGCCUGCUCCCUGUUUUCCAUGAUCAAGGGAGAUACCGGCGGCGACUACCGAAAGGCCCUGCUAUUGCUCUGUGGUGGAGAUGAUGCGUAACCCGGGAAACAAGCAAUAAAACAGGAAUCACACCUGAAGUGCCUCGUGUCCAAGUCGGCCUUUUUUUUUUUUUUUUUUUUUUUUUGGGCCGUCUGCUCAAUGAAACAAGAAGCUAACACACAAUGUGCAAAACAAUAAAACGUUCUUGCACGUGAGCGACGGCCCAUCAGGCCUUUUGAAGUAUGAAUCCAAAUAAUUUCUUUGGAAGGUAGCUAACACUUAAUACAGCUUAUGGCGACUAAUAUCUUAAAUAUAAAAAAUAUAUAUCUUUAAUUUGUAAUACGAAGGUUUGUUUUGUUAGCUCGUUGUAUGGCAGAAACAAUAAAUGCAUGAAUAAAUAUUGUAACUGAUGAAGUA
Gasterosteus aculeatus aculeatus (three-spined stickleback) is the source of this 1510-nucleotide messenger RNA. It is a transcript of the gene anxa5b, whose product is annotated as annexin A5b. NCBI's taxonomy places the organism in Eukaryota, Metazoa, Chordata, Actinopteri, Perciformes, Gasterosteidae. Gene Ontology annotation, cellular component: cytoplasm; vesicle membrane; plasma membrane. Gene Ontology annotation, biological process: negative regulation of coagulation. The record is from RefSeq and is a predicted model, not a curated record. Gene Ontology annotation, molecular function: calcium-dependent phospholipid binding; calcium ion binding; phosphatidylserine binding.